UAAGGACUCAUCGACCCGCAAGGCGCCAUAUGCUGUCUCGCUUGUACAGUAGGAGCACUGUUUACUGAUGACGCUGCCAUUACACACAUGGAGAGAUAACACAGAUAUCGGGUUUUAGCGGAUCCUGGACACGGAGGAUAACACAGAUAUUAGAGUGUAGCGGAUCAUUGAUACUGAAGAUGAAAAAACUCAAAUCAUACCUUUAUGUUACAGUUGUGGUGGUACUGAUCCAGAUAUGGCGAAUCACGUCUGCUGCAGAUCCCCCACCAGAGAUACAGAGCAAUGAGACGUUGUGUUUUUACUGCAAUGAAAGAAAAGUCAAUUUCAACUGGACGUACCAAGUACAAUCAGUAUUCCGAAUCCAGUGGAAGUUUGAGGACAUUUUCAUGGCAAAUAAAACAAAUCGUACUGUUGACCUGACACAGGAGUCCCUCAGUAUCAACCAGAACUACAGGGGCCGUUUUACCCUCCUAACUCCAGGUGAUGUUGGUUUUAGUCUCACCAACUUGAAGAGGGCUGACCUAGGAACCUACAGAUGUAUCGUUACAUUGGACAGCGGAACAGGAAUAACACUGCAAGGAGGUUUAGAAGAGAGACGUACUGAUAGACGGGAGAAAGUGAAGGCGUGCAGUGAUGAAGCUGCCAUCUUUAAGUGGACUCGGACUUGGGAGGAGCCUUUCCAACACGUACAGUGGCAGUUCAAUGAAACAACGAUUGCCAAUACAACCAAAGAAGGAAUCAGUAGGGAUUCACUGCGCAUCACAGCCGAGUACAAGCCUCGCUUCCAUCUGCUACAGGCAGGUGAUGUUGGGUUCCGGCUGGAGACGGUCAGCUCCGCGGACGCCGGAACAUAUGCCUCUGUCAUCACAUUUCCAAGCGGAAAAUUUAACAUUAUAUGGAAUUUGGAAGUGGAAGAAGUACAAAGUGGCAACUUGAGCAUUGUCAUCAACCAGGAGACGCUGUCCUGUGGGGAGGAGAGGAAGUCGGACUUCAGCUGGGUUUUCCUAAAUGUCUCUGGGGUAGAGAACGUGGAUAAGACAGGACACGCCCUACAUCUGCCGUCCGUUCCUACAUCGGGGUGGGUGUAUUGUUUCCGUCAGUCUGACUGUACAACGUCGUCGAUCUACAAUUUCACCAGGGAUGAGUCAGUCAAAGGUGAGGACCUCGAGAACGGAACAAUCAUCAUCCUCAUCACCGUGGUUCUUUCAGUCCUAAUCGUCAUCAUAGUGUCCAGUGUAGUGUUACUAUGGAAGCGUGCACAGCAUCGUGCACACACCAGCAACGAAUUGGAAAAGAAAGAAGCGGACGAGGAGAUGCUUCCGCAAAAAAACGCGGCAGUAGAUCUUAAGUUUAAAUGUCCCUUGAAAAUCAAAUGUUGUGGACAUGUAGCACAGUAGUGAUAUUUUGCAAUUUUGUUCAGUUCAUAUAAACUACAGUUGCAAUUGUUAUAACGUUUAAUGUCCGAAAUGUGAAUACCAUCAGUCACACUGCACUGUACAAAUGCAAUAAUAGUGCUCAAGUACACACACAUCACUGGACACACCUGGCUAUAGUGCUACAGGGAUACACAUGAUGACAGUAUUGGACACUCCUGGAUAUAGUGCUACAGGUACACACAUGAUGACAGUAUUGGGUACAUCUGGAUAUAGAGCUACAGGCAAACACACAAGAUGACAGUAUUGGACACACCUGGAUAUAGAGCUACAGACAAACAUUCACGAUGACAGUACUGGAAACACCUGGAUAUAGUGCUGCAGG
Haliotis rubra (blacklip abalone) is the source of this 1758-nucleotide messenger RNA. RefSeq lists its product as uncharacterized. Lineage: Eukaryota; Metazoa; Mollusca; Gastropoda; Lepetellida; Haliotidae. The record is from RefSeq and is a predicted model, not a curated record. The coding region runs from base 180 to 1397 and encodes 405 amino acids. The transcript is spliced from 11 exons.